AUGUCACUGAUCAACCUCCCCAUACCGCUCCGAAACCUCCUCGCAAAAAACACACCCCCCAACAUCCUCCAAAACCUCGACCGCAUCAAUCUCUCCGCACUCCUCCCCUACCUCGCCGCCGCCAUCCGCGUCGACAACCCAACCCUCACCCCCUUCCUCUACGCCUGCAAACACGGCCACGCAGACCUCGUCAAACUCCUCAUGCUGCACGGCCUCUCCGCCACCACCCCCAACGCAAAAGAGCAAAACAAAACCGCCCUCCACUACGCCUCCGAGCACGGCCACGACCGCACAGUCAGCAUCCUCCUCAACCGCGGGAUCCCCGCCGACGCUGCCACGACCCACGGAUGGAGCGCGCUCCACUACGCGGCCCAGGGCGGGCACGUCAACGUUGUGAAGAUGCUGGUGGAGCAGGGUGGCGCGGAUAUCGACAGGAAGACGCGGUUCAUUGCGCUGACGCCGCUGCACGUUGCGGUUGCGGAGGGGCGGUUUGGGGUGGUGCCGGUGCUGGUACAGAUGGGUGCGGAUGUGAAUGCGCGGGAUGUCAAUAGAGCGACGGCGCUGCAUUUUGUGGCGUUGGGGCAGGAGGCGAGGGGGAAGGCCUUUGAUGGCGUGCCUGGGCUGACGAAAAAUGUGAAGAUGUCGUUGGCGCAGAGGGUGGUGGUUUUUAAGUUUUUGGUGCAGGCGGGCGCGGAUAUGGAGUUGGGGGAUAACUAUGGGAAGGUUGUUAGGCAGUAUAUAUCGGCGGGGGAGAUCAAGGUGUUUGAGGAGAAGAUCCCGGCGUUCAAAACGGGUUAUAAGCUUACGGAGGGGAGGAAGAGGGAGAAUGAAAGAAAGCUGAGGGCAGUCAGGGCUCAGCAGGAGGAAAUUCGUGUGCAGCAGGAGGAGGUCCUGAGAAAGUUUCUCGGAAGCUUGAAGUGGACUAUUGAGGUUCAGGAAAAUUCCCAAGAUGAAGGUUACGAGGAUGAGGGGCACUCGGAUUCGGAGCGCUCGGCUGGGGAACGCUCGGAUGAGAGUGAAGAAGAGUCUGUGACAGACUCCGAAGACGAGGAGAGAUCGACAGACUCGGAACACCUCGACGACCGCGGCUAUGAAGAAGAGGAGGAAUGCUUCCGGCAGUUAUACAAAGAAUCAAGGGCUCAGCUGGAACAUCGUGAAGAGGCAGCAAAGGCCGGCCCAAGCCUCCUCAAACGCAGCUGCACCUACCCGUUCUCCCUGGUCUGGGUGUCGAUUCUCCUCUUGAUGGUCGCUAUUUACCUCACGAUUGUGUGGCCAGACAAUGAGAGGUCGUUCUACUACUAA
Messenger RNA from Morchella importuna, 1302 nucleotides. RefSeq lists its product as uncharacterized. The transcript has a single exon. Bases 1 to 1302 code for a protein of 433 amino acids. The record is from RefSeq and is a predicted model, not a curated record. Gene Ontology annotation, cellular component: nucleus; cytoplasm. Gene Ontology annotation, molecular function: protein binding. NCBI's taxonomy places the organism in Eukaryota, Fungi, Ascomycota, Pezizomycetes, Pezizales, Morchellaceae.